Tarenaya hassleriana is the source of this 478-nucleotide messenger RNA. RefSeq lists its product as uncharacterized. The transcript has 3 exons. Lineage: Eukaryota; Viridiplantae; Streptophyta; Magnoliopsida; Brassicales; Cleomaceae. Gene Ontology annotation, molecular function: metal ion binding. The record is from RefSeq and is a predicted model, not a curated record. The coding region runs from base 66 to 440 and encodes 124 amino acids.
UAUACACAGAUUUCCCUCAUCCAUUAAUUGCUCUCUGCAUUUGCCUUCAUUACAGUAACCAAAAAAUGCAGAAAGCUGUGUUGGGCUUGGAGCUUUAUGACGAGAAAAUCAAGCAGAAAGCUCUUCUAACUGUCUGUGGCUUCCAUGGAGUUGAGUCGAUCUCAGUGGACAUGAAGGACAAGAAAUUAACAGUGGUCGGGGACAUUGAUUCGGUGAUUAUUGUGAAGAAACUAAGGAAGAUAUGUCAUGCUACAAUUUUGACGGUCGGACCGGCCAAAGAACCGGAGAAAAAACCGGAUAAAAAUCCCGCACCGGAAGGAACGACCGAACCGGAUGUGGUUUAUGUUCCUGCUGGUCCUCCAAAUCCAAAUUACUAUUGUUGGUACUGCCACGUGUUUUGCGGAAGACCUUGGUGCAUGUGUCCUCAUUUUAAUUACUAGAUGAAGAUUUUUAUAAUAUAAAGAUGAAAUUAAUUUUC